UCUGUGUGUAGGGUUCUAAAGUGUUUAAACCCGUAACAGUGUUCUAAUUAAUUGUAGCCAAGACUUGUAGGUUGUUAAUUGAACCAAUUAACAGUCCGAACGGCGUCUUCAGUAGAAAAACACGCUACAAAAAUUUGAUUCAACAAAAUGCGUAAGAAAGCACAAAAGACAUCUUGGAGGCAGAAAACUGGAGACAAAUGUGACGGAUCAGAGAAAACUGGCACUGGACAGAAAGGAAGUGAAACUACACAAAUCGAACCAUCACAACUUAAAAAACAACAGCAACAACAACAGGAAACGCUUUUAAGUACUGAAGGACGUGCCAGACCAUCUCAACCACUGCAGCAGAAGAUGAUGCUUCAUCAGGAACAAGUACUACCAACCCAGGUGGGGGCAGUUGUUGGUACUUCUGGUCUUUGCAAUGGCCACACAGGACCACACAGAGAGCAAAUGAAACACAGCCAAGGACUAGAACAUGGAAGUACUUUACAAGGAGCACUGUCAGCAGGAGCUGCUCAGCGAACUGUAGGUGAUACAUCAGGUGCUGAAACAACAAACCAGUUAAUUCAGACAUUGCAAUUACCAGUGAGAAAGGAUUGGAAUAAGUGUGGAACCAUGGGGAAAUCAAUAAUUGUUGAAACUAAUCAUUUUGCACUGGAUUUGUCAAGAGUACGAAACAACAUUAUCAUACAUUAUGAUGUAACACUAGAGCCUUCAUUUCCACAGAGAAUGUUGAGGGCUGCCAUGGAAGAAUUUAGGCUCAAACAUUAUCCAAAACGGUUUCCAGCAUUUGACGGGAAGAAAAAUUUGUAUAGCUCUGGAGAGCUGCCAUUUGGCAGAGAGAUGUGUGAUCAUAUUGCUUUGUGUGAUAAUGAAUCUGGUAAAGAAAGAAAGUUUAAGAUUACCAUCAAGUAUGCAUCUCAGGCUGAUUUGCAGUCUCUGGUACAGUACACGGCUAGUGGGGCUUCUCUUCUUCCUCCUCAAAAAGCCAUUCAAGCUGUUGAUAUUAUACUGCGCAAUGUGUCAGCCUUCAGGUUUGUGCAGGCAGGACGCUCUUUCUUUAGUCCUCCAAAGGGUCGAGUAGUGGAACUAGGUGAUGGCGUCGAAAUGUGGCAUGGAUUCUUUCAAAGUGCCAUCCUGGGAUGGAAACCCUUUGUUAAUAUUGAUGUCGCUCACAAAGGCUUCCCCUCAGCAAGAAAUGUUGUAGACCUCAUUUUGGAGAUAUGUAAGCUCAGGCAUGAAGACCUUCAGAAAGAACUAACAAUCCAGCAAAAGGAAGAUUUCUUGAACUAUAUUCGUGGACUGAAGAUUGAUUAUAUGCUUCCAAAUGUGCCAACCAGCAAGAGGACAUACAGAGUGAACAAUAUUACAAAAAGUCCAGUUGAACAGUUCUUUGAAUUGGAUGAUCACACAUGGAUAUCUGUUGCAGAAUACUUUGCCCAUGAGAAGAAGAUAAUUCUUUCAUAUCCACAUCUCCCAUGUCUUCAUGUUGGCUCUGUGAAUAGGCUUAAACCAAUCUAUGUUCCAGCAGAGUUGUGCACGGUGAUAAGGGGUCAAGCAACAAUCAGAAGAUUGAAUGAGACACAAAUAUCAAAUAUGAUAAAGAACACUACAACAUCUACCGAUAUCAGGAAGCAAAAGAUUCGGGAAGCGCUGCAGUCGGUGAGAUUCAACGACGACCCAUAUAUGAAAGAGUUUGGCCUCUCAGUCAGUGACCGAUUUGAAAAAGUAGAGGCUCGUGUACUAGAGGCACCACAGUUACAAUAUAAUGUUGAAGUGGACAAAAAAAAUGUUGUAAAGCCUAUGAAGGGUGUUUGGAGGCCAUUAACAUUUUUGAGCAGCAACAAGCUUUCUCACUGGAUUAUUCUGAACUUAAACAAAUAUACAACAGAAGAUGAGAUGAGACGGUUUGCAGUUGAAAUGCAGAACGUGGGACGAACUUUGGGAAUGGAAAUUGCUCCUCCUCCUCCCCCAAAAAGUAUGCAGCCUCCAACAAAAAAUACACAUCAACUAAUGGAAUUCUUUAAAACAGUAAAGAGAGCGGUUCAGCUGGUGGUGGUAGUUGUUCCUGAUAGAGGAGACUGCUAUGCUAAAGUGAAGAAAGUAGCAGAGCUGAAUGUUGGAGUAUUGACUCAAUGUGUGAAGGGAAGAACAAUGUCACGUUUGAAUCCUGCUGUAUGUUCCAACAUUCUAUUGAAAAUCAACUCAAAACUGAAUGGUAUAAACCACACAUUUGCUUCAGUAUCAAGGCCACCAUGUUUGUUUCGCCCAGUUAUGAUAGUAGGAGCCGAUGUGACCCAUCCAUCGCCUGAUCAGCUUAGCAUCCCUUCAGUUGCUGCUGUAACUGCCAGCCAUGAUCCAAAGGUUUUCAAGUACAACACCCAGAUUAGGUUACAACCUCCGAAGGUAGAGAUCAUUGAAGACCUGGAAAAUAUCAUGAGACAGCAGCUUCUGUUCUUUUAUAGACACACAUCUGCUUGCAAACCGGAGAGGAUAAUAUUUUUUCGAGAUGGUGUAGGUGACGGACAGUUCGCCCAGGUUUUGAACAGUGAGGUGAAUGCAAUUCGACGUGCUUGUUUUUCUAUGGGCCAAGAAUAUGAACCUAAAGUGACAUUCUUGGUGGUGCAGAAACAUCACCACACCCGAUUCUUUCCAAGAAGUGAGGAUGCAGAUGGGAGAUAUAAGAACGUUCCACCCGGUACAUUGGUUGAUCGUGAAAUUACUCACCCAACUGAAGUGGACUUUUAUCUGGUUAGCCAUUCCAGCAUCCAGGGUGUUAGCAGACCUACCAAGUAUCAUUUAUUGUGGAAUGAUGAUGACAGUAUGACAGAAAAUGAAAUUGAAAAGAUUGCAUACUACUUAUGUCAUAUGUUCUCACGUUGUACACGCAGUGUGUCCUAUCCAGCACCUACAUAUUAUGCACAUCUUGCUGCUAAGAGGGCUCGUGUGUACCUGGAGGGAGAGAACAUUAAGCUGUCUAAUCUACAAAGUCAGCAACAUAUAUGUGCUGUCUUGAAAGAAAUUGUUUCAGACCAUCCCAUGUUUUUUGUGUAAAACUUCAGCUGGCAUAAGGAAAUCAUGUGCAAUAGUUCCAAGAGUUGUCAGUUCAAUAGUAGCCACUACCAAGAAACGACUAGUGACAUGACUAGUAAUGAAAGAAUGAAAAACAGGAG
Cryptotermes secundus is the source of this 3173-nucleotide messenger RNA. RefSeq names its product protein argonaute-2-like. The transcript has a single exon. Gene Ontology annotation, molecular function: RNA binding; protein binding. The record is from RefSeq and is a predicted model, not a curated record. Lineage: Eukaryota; Metazoa; Arthropoda; Insecta; Blattodea; Kalotermitidae. Bases 148 to 3054 code for a protein of 968 amino acids.